CAGCAGGUGCAACACUCUCCCUGUAUGUCUCCCCGAACAGUUCACACAUCGCGGACAGCGCAGUGGGUGGUAUUGGAGCAGUGGGCUCCUCCGUCGGCGCUUCUCCCUCUGUCGCUGCGUCCCUCUCUGGCCCGGCUUGUGCGCAAGCCAUGUCCGCCCGAACGGGAUUCGCCGUGAUGAUUGAUAUGGUUGGACGGGGACGCUGGUGAGCGGGGCUGUGCUCUGUGCUGCUGUUGGCACGGGGCGAAGAAGAGUGUCGGUGGAGGGGGCGUGUGAUGUACAGCAUGCUGAAUAUUGGCUGCCAGCGUGCGGCUUCCCAGGGUGGUAGGGUGAAUGCCAUCGUGUUUGAAGAAAGAGGGAUGGUUCCAGAAAAGAUUAAAAUUGUCCGCGAAGUUGAAGCCUCAAGCGUAGCAGGCAGGCCUGAGUCAGGUGUUCAGCAGGAGCAGUCUGGAGAAUAGUGCGUCCCCGUGACCAAGUGUGGGAAUGGGACCCGGAGAUAAAAACAGACUUUUCACAAGUGCGUAGGAAGUCCAGGAGGGAGGUGAAAGCCUUCACACAAAAAGGUUCACAUUCUGUGGUGUGGAGGUUUUUCGGAUUCAAAGAAGACGAUGAAAGUCAAACUAACGUCACUUGAAAGCAGUGUUUUGCCAUAGUAUUAGCACCGCAGGGUAACACAACGAACUUGUAUAACCACCUUAAACGACACCACAAAGUUCAAUAUGACUAAGCUUUAAAGGCCAAGAAAACGACAGGAGAAAAUCCCUCCCGCUCUACCACUCGCACCCAGACAUCAAUAAUGGGAACCUUAUACAGUGCAUCUCCAUACCUGACAAGCUCCCACAGACACAAGGAGAUUACAGAGGCAAUCACGUAUCACCUGGCUAAAGAUAUGGCUCCAUUCAACACUGUGCAAAACAAGGGAUUUAAGAAAAUGAUCAACACCUUAGACAAGCGUUACACAGUGCCCUCCCGCAGCUAUUUUUCAAACGUUGCACUACCUGCUCUGUACAGUCAGUGUCGAACAACAGUGGAGACAGAAUUGCGAGCAGUACAUCAUUUUGCGGCAACAACAGCCUUAAGGUCUAGCUGCGCAAUGGAACCAUACAUGAGCCUGACAGUCCAUUAUGUUGCCAGUGACUUCACCGUGAAAACUCGGUGCCUACAGACUGCCUUUUUCCCUGAGGAUCACACAGAUGAGGCUCUAGCACAGGGACUGUGCUAGAGGCAGAAAUGGUGUGCAUAACCACGGACAAUGGAUCCAACAUUGUGAAAGCAGCAUCCCUUAACAACUGGACAAGGCUUCAGUGUUUUGGACACAGGCUGCAUCUGGCUAUAGGUGAGCUGUGUAUUAUUUAAAAAAUCAUUUUCUGUUACUGAAAAAAUAUGCUAUUUAGCUGUAUAAUAUGUUUUAAAUAAUAAUACCAGUGGUGACAAUAAUAUUAAUAAUAAUGAUGAUGUUUACUUUCAUCACUAUGUUUUAUCCCCUCCCCCAGACAUGUUUUACAAUGUAGGCUAUAUAAAAUACUCAAUAAUAAUAAUACAUAAAAAAUAAUCUCAUACUGUCUUUCAACAAAGUUAAAUGAUCUUGUUAAAAUCUUUUAAAUUACAUCUCAUUCUACCUCAUUAAAAAUCUAAGAUUAGAUCUAUAAAUAUAAUAUACAAAUAUUUUUAUUUUAGCUGCUGGACACAGCUCAAACAUCCAACUGUAAAAACAAGAAGAAAAACAUUUUUGAGUAGAGGGAAACCUUAAUAACAAUAAUAAAAUCAAAAAUAUCAAAAAUAUUACUGUAAAAUAAUGAAUAAUAAAUAUAAUAAAAUAGUUGAUGAUGUCAAGAAUUUAUUCCAAUUUUUUUUAUUUAUUUAUUUAUUUUUUUUCUGCUCUAGAGAACGCAAUGAAAGAUCCAAGAAUCGACCACGCUGUAGGGCUAUGCAAAAAGGUUGUGGGCUGCUUCAGUUACAGUUGGAGACGGAAGAGGGGGCUUGCUCAGGCCCAAAAGGAGCUCAAGCUACCUGAACACAAGCUGAAAACUGAGAGUCCAACAAGAUGGGGGUCGAGACAAGCUAUGGUCCAGCGGGUACUUGAACAGCUACCUGCUAUUUCACAUGUUCUCUCCUCUGAUCGGAAGGUGAGACACCUGGUUCCCAUAUGGCAGGACGUAGAGGUCCUCGAGGCAGUCAACAAUACACUCGGCCCACUGACAGAGUUCACUGAUGCCUUCUCAGGAGAACAAUAUGUGAGUAUCUCCUCAGUGAAGCCGGUUCUCCACCUCUUUGAAACGUAAAGUUGUGGCAGUGCAGGAAGAUGACUCGGGUCUCAUGCGAUCAAUCAAGUCAAGAAUCCUGGGAUACCUUCAGGAAAGUACAGUGAUCCAAACACACAGGGGCUGCUCGACCUUGCCACAACCCUGGAUCCAAGAUUCAAAAUGAAAUAUGUCAGUGAGGACAAGAAAACCACUGUCAAGGCCAGACUGACAGAUGAGAUGACUGGCGUAACUACAGUUAUGCAAAGUCAGCCCUCAAGUGCACCCCCUGCUGCCACCCCCAUGAAGAAGAGCCGGAAGACUUUAGGCACCUUCUUCAAAGCAGCAGGAGGCAAUGAGAUGGGACCAUCCCAGCUAGAGCAAGAUGUUGACUCAGAACUACAGUCAUAUCUACUCAUCAGCAACAUUGACAGUGAGGAGGACCCCUUAGUCUGGUGGAGGCAACACAAGGAAUUGGAACCGUACCUGGUACACUACUAAUCCAGACCUCACCCAGUGCUUCCAGAACACUGUCCUUGUGUGGCUGCCAUGCCUCUACCUCUGGAUAUGUGCCCCCAUCUACCUCAUCUACCUCCGCAGUCAUGACCGUGGCUACAUAUGUAUGAGUCACAUCAACAAAGCUAAAACUGCUGUUGGCCUUCUGCUGUGGAUUAUCUGCUGGUCAGAUGUUUUCUAUUCUUUCUGGGAAAGAAGUCACAGCACCAGUGUCCCCGCACCCGUCCACCUAGUCAGUCCCACCUUACUGGGCCUCACCAUGUUGCUGGCCACCCUGUUAAUCCAGUAUGAACGGAUGAAAGGGGUUCAGUCAUCUGGAGUGAUGCUGAUCUUUUGGCUGCUGGCACUGCUGUGUGCCACAGUCACCUUCAGAUCCAAGAUCUUCCAGGCCCUGGACGAGCCGUCAACGGUGUGUUUGUGGAGGUACACCACCUUCUAUAUCUACUAUGCUCUGCUGCUGGUUGCUCUGUUCCUGUCCUGCCUGACAGACCGGCUCCCCCUCUUCUCUCAAGCCGUCAAAGACUCGAAUCCCUGCCCCGAGCCUGGAGCCUCUUUCCUUUCCAGAAUAACCUUCUGUUGGAUCACCAGGAUGAUGAUGACAGGCUACAAGCGCCCACUGGAGGAAAAGGACCUGUGGUCUUUGAACUCUGAAGACCGCUCCCACAAAGUGGUUCCAAAACUGGUGCGCCGCUGGAACACAGAGUGCCAAAAAGUCAAAAGGACAGAGCAGAAAACUUUGUACUCCCCCAAGCGGGUCAGUCACAAUGAGGGCAAAGAAGGCCGAGCUGUGGAAGAGUCUGAAAUCUUGAUUGUAAAAAACCCCCAGAACACAAGGGAGCCUUCCCUGUUGUGGGCACUGUGCCUAACCUUCGGACCCUACUUCCUCAUCUCCUGCCUCUAUAAGCUCAUCCAGGACGUCCUCAUGUUUGUUGGGCCUGAGAUUCUUCGGCUGCUGAUCCGCUUUGUCAACAACUCCAGUGCUCCCUCCUGGCAGGGUUACUUCUACACUGCUCUGCUCUUCAUAUGUACCUCUGUGCAGUCACUCAUCCUGCAGAGGUACUUUCAUGUCUGCUUUGUCACAGGCAUGCGUCUGCGCACUGCCAUCAUCGGAGCUGUCUACAGGAAGGCCUUGCUUAUAAGCAACGCAGCACGCCGCACCUCCACAGUGGGCGAGAUGGUGAACCUGAUGUCAGUAGACGCUCAGCGCUUCAUGGACCUCAUUACUUACAUCAACAUGGUAUGGUCCGCCCCUCUGCAGGUGGUACUGGCCCUCUACUUUCUCUGGCAGAACCUGGGUCCAUCCGUGUUGGCUGGAGUGGCUGUGAUGGUUCUGAUGGUUCCUGUUAAUGCUGUGAUCGCAAUGAAAACCAAAACCUACCAGGUGGCUCAGAUGAAGAGUAAGGACAGUCGCAUUAAGCUGAUGAAUGAGAUGCUAAAUGGCAUUAAGGUGCUUAAACUGUAUGCCUGGGAGAUGGCCUUCAAGGACAAGGUGUCAAAAAUCCGUGAGAGUGAGCUGCAAGUCCUUAAGAAGGCUGCCUACCUGGGUGCAAUGUCCACCUUCACCUGGGUCUGCACACCUUUCCUGGUCGCCCUGUCCACGUUUUCUGUGUACGUACUGAUUGACGAACGAAACGUGUUAGAUGCCCAGAAGGCCUUUGUGUCACUGGCACUCUUCAACAUCCUGCGUUUUCCUCUCAACAUGCUGCCAAUGGUCAUCAGUAGUAUGGUGCAGGCCAGCGUGUCGUUGAAAAGGCUGAGAGUGUUUCUUUCUCAUGAGGAGCUGCAGGAAGACAGUGUGGAGCACAAAACAGUAGCAGGCUUCCCACAUAGUAUUUCCAUUGUGGAUGGAGUUUUAAGCUGGUCUAGAGCUGAAUCACCGGCACUGAACAGGUUGAAUGUGUGUGUCCCAGAAGGCUCUCUGGUAGCCGUGGUGGGACACGUGGGUUCAGGAAAGUCCUCACUGCUUUCUGCCCUGCUCGGAGAGAUGGAAAAACUAGAAGGAACUGUGGCUGUCAAGGGUUCGAUGGCCUACGUUCCUCAGCAGGCCUGGAUCCAGAAUUCCACACUGAAAGACAACAUAAUAUUUGGUCAGGAAAGGAGAGAGGCCUGGUAUCAGCGCGUGGUGGAGGCAUGUGCCCUUCAGCCUGACCUUGAGAUCCUUCCUGCUGGAGACGAGACAGAGAUUGGAGAGAAGGGAGUGAAUCUCUCUGGAGGUCAGAAGCAGAGGGUAAGCCUGGCCAGGGCUGUCUAUUGUGACCGUGCUGUCUACCUGCUGGAUGACCCGCUGUCUGCCGUUGAUGCUCACGUAGGAAAACAUAUCUUUGAUCACGUCAUCGGCCCACAGGGACUGCUGAAGGACAAGACUCGUGUGCUGGUGACUCACGGACUGCGCUACCUGCCCCAGGCUGACCUGAUCCUGGUCAUGGUGGAGGGAGAGAUCACAGAGAUGGGCUCCUACCAGCAGCUCAUGGCCACAGAGGGAACCUUUGCUGAGUUUCUGCGAACAUACACUGCAGUUGACCACACUGACAACAAUCAGUCUGUGCCAAGGAGUGGAACCAAAGGAGUAGAGAACAGCAGUGCACCUGCUCGUGUUGGCAGUCCAGAUGCCAGCAAUGUGUCCAAACUGUCCCAGACGGGUAAGGAGGACAAGGUGCUGAGCAAAAAUGCCAAGGACCCUGAGGUGGGCAAGCUGACAGAGGCUGACAAGGCCAGCACUGGACGGGUCAAACUCUCUGUGUUCUGGGCUUAUCUAAAAGCCAUCGGAGUGCCUUUGUCCUGCAUCAGUCUGCUGCUGUUCCUCACCCAUCACCUGCUCUCACUGUUCUCCAACUACUGGCUGAGCCUGUGGACUGACGACCCCGUGGUGAAUGGCACUCAGCCCGACAGACUAAUGAGACUUGGGGUGUACGGUGGUCUCGGCCUGUUCCAGGGUGUGGCAGUCUUUGGUUACUCCCUCUCCACGUCCAUCGGGGGCAUCCUGGCAUCCCGCUACCUCCAUCAGUCCAUGCUGUAUGACGUCCUGCGCUCACCUAUGUCCUUCUUUGAGCGAACCCCCAGUGGCAACCUGGUCAACCGCUUUGCCAAGGAGAUGGAUACCAUUGACUCAUUGAUCCCCAGUAUUAUUAAGAUGUUCAUGGGCUCUAUGUUAAAUGUGUUGGGUGCUUGUGUUAUCAUCCUGAUUGCCACACCACUGGUAGCUGUCAUCAUCCCUGCUCUCGGUCUGCUCUACUUUUUUGUGCAGAGGUUUUAUGUGGCAUCAUCUCGCCAGCUAAAGCGUCUGGAGUCAAUCAGUCGUUCACCCAUCUACACCCACUUCAGUGAAACACUGCUGGGCACCUCCGUCAUCCGAGCCUUUGGUGAACAGGAGCGCUUCAUCCAUGAGAGUGAUCGGCGGGUGGACCACAACCAGAAAGCUUACUACCCCAGCAUCAUAGCAAACAGGUGGCUGGCUGUUCGCCUGGAGUUUGUAGGAAACUGCAUCGUGUCAUUUGCAGCUUUGUUUGCUGUCAUAGCCAGAGAAAGCCUCAGUCCAGGCAUCAUGGGGCUGUCUAUCUCCUAUGCUCUCCAGCUAACUGCCUCUCUGACCUGGCUGGUGAGGAUGUCCUCUGAUGUGGAGACCAACAUAGUGGCUGUAGAGAAAGUUAAAGAGUACAGUGACACAGAGAAAGAGGCAGAGUGGAAACAUGAGCCCUCCAGCCUCCCCCCAGGGUGGCCCACUGAUGGCUGCAUAGACAUCAGAGGCUUUGGCCUGCGCUACCGCCAUGACCUGGAUCUCGCCAUUCGCAACAUCACCAUCAGUAUAAAUAGAGGAGAGAAGGUGGGCAUUGUUGGGCGCACCGGAGCAGGGAAAUCUUCCCUAACGCUCGGGCUGUUCCGGAUCAUCGAGGCAGCAGAGGGUCACAUCUUCAUUGACGGGGUGGACAUCACUCAGCUGGGCCUCCAUGAGCUUCGUUCCAGAAUCACCAUCAUUCCACAGGACCCAGUGCUGUUUUCAGGAUCUCUGAGGAUGAACUUGGAUCCUUUUGACAGCUACUCUGAUGAGGAAGUAUGGAGGGCUCUGGAGUAUUCUCAUCUCAAGAGCUUUGUGUCCAGCCUGCCAAACAAACUCAGCCAUGAGUGUAGUGAAGGAGGAGAGAACCUCAGUGUGGGUCAGAGGCAGCUGCUGUGUUUGGCCAGAGCUCUCCUGAGGAAGACCAAGAUCCUGGUUCUAGAUGAGGCCACAGCAGCUGUGGACAUGGAGACAGACAACCUGAUCCAGUCCACCAUCCGCUCUCAGUUUGAGGACUGCACUGUCCUGACAAUCGCUCAUCGCCUUAACACUAUCAUGGACUACACCCGGGUCCUGGUGUUGGACAAGGGAGAGAUGGCAGAGUUCGAUUCCCCCUCCAAUCUCAUCGCUCAAAGAGGAGCUUUUUACAAGAUGGCCAAGGAUGCAGGGCUGGUAUGAAGCAGCUCACUCUGUUCAGCUGCUCCUCUGAGUCCCUCCCAGCUUGUCUGGCUCCCUGUUGUGGAGCUCCUCACUUACAGAGGAAGAGGGAGAUUGUUAAGAUUUAGAAUGAUGGACUGUUUAAGAAAGGGUAUUGAUGAGAACAACAGGUUUGGUUUGAUCUGCUUCACCAUACACUUCAAUCCUCAUUUAACUACACAACUCCAUGAUGCCUGUCCCAAACAACCUUGCAUCUUUCUGUCAGCCUGGGACGUCUCUGUGACCCCUGAUUCCUCCCACCCCUUUCACUUUCUGUUACUGCCAUUUCUGCCAUGGACCAGGAGGUGAGAUAUUCUAACAAGGGACAUACUUUAUACGGCAUUCAUUUAGACAGAGCAUUGUACCUGUGCUUGAACAAAGGGGAGGAGUUGUACUUCUCUCCAGACACAAUUCCUGCAGUCUAUCAGAAACAGUUCACUUGUGGCUGUGGUAUUCAAUGCUGAAGUCAGUGGAGGACAAAAAGGUUUGUUCCAUAAGUGCUAAAUUAUUUUGUGCCAAAUACUGUCCUCAGAAAUCCCAGCUAUUUUGCAGAUUUUAAAAAUCAGCACUCAUUUGAGAAGAGGAUCAUGAUUUGGGAGACUGCUUACACGGACAGCAUGUUCAAAUAGGCAGUGAGCGUUCUCAUUUAACAAACAGGAGCCAAGGUCAAGGGCCUGUGUCCACAUAGGGUUUUUUUUCUCAACACCAAUGUCUUUUUUUCAGUUGUUCCCAAUGUGGUGAGAGCAUCUGCUUAGAGGAAAAGCGUUGCCCCCGGCAUCUUUAUUCAGAGCAUUCUCCCUUUUUUGUGCGGCUGCUUCAAAUGCAUCUAUAUAAAAAUCUCUAAAUGUGUUCAGAAAGGAGCUGGUGAUGUCACUGCCACUCUUUUAGCUAGGCCACUAUCAUAACAAAGACAGAAAAGCCCAUCUAUGGAGCUACAUUUGUUUCUUUAUUAUUCAAUCAAACAUUAGGUUUUGCA
Molecule: messenger RNA, 8200 nt
Organism: Epinephelus lanceolatus (giant grouper)
Lineage: Eukaryota; Metazoa; Chordata; Actinopteri; Perciformes; Serranidae
Source: RefSeq, a predicted model, not a curated record